AUUACAUACUUCUUGAAUGUUAUGCUGCCUAGUUCGAUAGUGCGGGUAGAUGCAACAAUGCUACCAGCAGCAGUACCGUCAGAGGUUGGACGCAAUUGUGUUAUCAGCAAUCUCACGUGCUCCAGCUAUACACCGCUUGGUACUUAUAAGACGUUCCCGGUUUCGUAAUCGUGGGACAUUAACCUGGCGCUUUACCCUCGCGGCACUUAACGCGCCAUUUCAAGACGCCCGGACAACGCUGCGAGCACUUCGUUAGCGAGGCACCCCUAAUGGCGUCCCUAAUGCGGAACAUUACGGACAUGGCCUCAUCUCGCCGUCCGCGGCCCCCUUUGGCUUCGCCAUCCCGGCGACCUGUAACUUGCAAGUGUACAUCCUCCGCGCAACCACGCAGCCCCUUGGACGUUAUCAUCGUGGGCUCAGGCAUAGGUGGCUUGACAGCUGCGUCUGCCUUGCUGGAGGCCGGCGCCCGUGUGCGCAUUUACGAAUUCCGAAAGAAGGAUGAUGCGCUUACAGGUCCAGGCGGCAUCCAAAUCCAGGCCAACGCAGAGAAGGUUCUCCGGCUGCUGCGGUCCUCCUGGAUCGCACCGGGCGAUGCUACUGCCGCCGCAUCUGCUACUGCUACUGCCGCCAACAAAGACAGCAGCAGCACAGGCAGUAGCAGCACUGAAACCGGCGGCAGUAGCAGCUGCUACAGCCUGAGUGACGCGAUCUACGAAGUGGGAGGCCCCAUCAUGUCCGGCGGCUUUCGCAACGAGAAGGGCGACUAUCUCUACUACUCCGACAUCGACUCAGUGGGCCUAACCGACAUUCAAUCCAACGGUCUCUCCAUUUCCCGCGGCUCCCUGCAACGCAUCCUUUACUCCGCUCUGCCUCCCGGUCUGGUCACCUUUGGACGCUCCUUCGCUGCCUUUAACGCGCCCCCGCCGGGCGCCCCGGGGAAGCUGCAG
Molecule: messenger RNA, 947 nt
Organism: Astrephomene gubernaculifera
Lineage: Eukaryota; Viridiplantae; Chlorophyta; Chlorophyceae; Chlamydomonadales; Astrephomenaceae
Source: the annotation of a GenBank genome assembly